CUAAAAAUGUUGCCAGGAGUAAGAUCAUCUUUGGCUAAAUUAAAUUAUUCAAUUGUUUCAAGAACUUUUUAUGCUUCAAGAGUUGUAAAGCAUGAUCCCCCAUCAUCUAAUUCUACCCCGUCAAAAGCAGAAUUACACGCAGAAAAACUCAGAAAGAAGACUCCUAUUGGUAAACUAGAUGAACAACCUACUGUUCAUCCUGCACAGGAGAAGGAACCUCUUAAACCAUUUCCAGGAGGGGUCAAUCCUAAAACAGGGGAAGUAGGGGGACCUAAAGGGCCUGAACCUACCAGGUAUGGAGACUGGGAAAGGAAAGGAAGAGUUUCUGAUUUCUAAAUAAUCCCUUGAACUAGUCAAACAGAUGCCAUUGCUUGUUUCAUGGUACAACAAAUGCAACAUGUAGUACAACAAAUACAACAUGUAGUACAAGAUGUAGUAUAUUCACGGAAAUUCACUCAGAACAUAACUCAUCUGAAAUGUAUUAUAUUGUAUAUAUUUAUGUAAAAAUAGUUAGUUUAUUUCUUAAAAAGAAAAUAAUUGUUCACCUCUGUAAAAUUUCAG
This is a messenger RNA of Eurytemora carolleeae, 561 nucleotides long. RefSeq names its product succinate dehydrogenase assembly factor 4, mitochondrial. The transcript has 4 exons. Lineage: Eukaryota; Metazoa; Arthropoda; Copepoda; Calanoida; Temoridae. The record is from RefSeq and is a predicted model, not a curated record. Gene Ontology annotation, cellular component: mitochondrion. Gene Ontology annotation, biological process: mitochondrial respiratory chain complex II assembly. Bases 7 to 336 code for a protein of 109 amino acids.